Molecule: messenger RNA, 551 nt
Organism: Monodelphis domestica (gray short-tailed opossum)
Lineage: Eukaryota; Metazoa; Chordata; Mammalia; Didelphimorphia; Didelphidae
Gene: PRLH
Product: prolactin releasing hormone
Biological process (GO): feeding behavior; response to peptide hormone; G protein-coupled receptor signaling pathway
Molecular function (GO): prolactin-releasing peptide receptor binding; neuropeptide hormone activity
Source: RefSeq, a predicted model, not a curated record
AGACAGGGAGAGAGAAGAGAGAAAGAAAGCCCAAGACAGGGAAGAGACCCUGAGCUGAGACAGAGACAGAGAAGUAGAAAGAGAAGCCAAACUACUCUUAAGAUCCCUCUCUCGGGUCUUCUGCCUUCUCUGGCCACAGGUGAGGUGGACAAUCUCCCAGAAUUCAGCCCGAGCUGCCCUUUGGAAGAAUGAAGCUUCGCACCAUGGGCUUGGUGUACCUGCUGCUGACCUGCCUGGCCCUGCCCAAAGCUGAGUGCCGGCUCCCUGACCGCUCCAUGGAGAUCAGGAAUCCUGACAUCAACCCUUCCUGGUACACGGGCCGAGGGAUCCGACCGGUGGGCCGCUUUGGCCGAAGGAGGGAGGCCCUGGAGGGCUCCCCGAAGGCAGCCUCUGGCCGGGGCCCAGCGUGCUUCCCUGCCCAGGAGAGUCACAAGUUGGCCCGAGAGGCCUGACAUGUUUCAGGCCAGAAGCCGCCCCGGCACCUCCUCAGCCCUCCCCCUCCUCAGCCCGGCUCAUCUUCUCUCUGCAAAUAAAAGUAUUUGAUCUCACUU